UCUGAAAACCAAGCACAAAAUCAGAGCACCAAUCUCAAAAACCCAAAACAAAAUUUGAUUCCCAGUUGAAAAAAUCGAAAAAAAGAAGCAAAUAAGAACAGGGUCUCAUUCAUUCUUUAGAGAUUUUGCGUCAGUUUCUUUCAGAGAAACGCUUCUUUUGGUUUCGCUCAUUCAAAACGGAUGCUUCGUAGAGCUCUGGGUUUUUCAAUACAGCGCCCUCCUCAUUGUUCUUGCUUGCUUCAACUUUUAAAUCCCUAACUCAUUCCUUUGAAUCUGUUUCUUCUGUUUCUUCGAUGUUGAAUAAAUUUAUGGUCGUUUGAGUUUGUAUGAGAUGGAGGUUCUGGUUCCAACCAUUCUUCACCUACUGAUUCUUUUGGUCACUGUUCAUGCUUCCGAGCUUCGGGAAAUUGCAGAGCCUUAUAUCUCUCCAGCAGUAGCUCUUUCCCCUAAUAAUGCAUUACCACUUCUGAAUCAUUCCCCGGAAGAAGCUCCUUCCCCUCACAAGGACAUGGGACACUCUCAUGAUGCUGAACAGCCAAUUCUUCCACCACAAGAAGCUCAUGAUGUUGAACAGCCAAAUGAAGAUUGUUCGGCUACCCUAUGCACCGAUCCGUAUACAAAUACUCCCCCGGGAUCCCCCUGUGGUUGUGUUUGGCCUAUACAAGUUCGACUUCGUUUCAGUGUUCCCCUCUAUACCUUCUUCCCCCUAGUUUCAGAGCUGGCUGCUGAAAUUGCUGCUGGAGUAUAUGUUAAGCGAAGUCAAGUUCGUGUUAUUGAGGCCAAUGCAGCUUAUCAGCAACCAGAUAAGACUGUUGCCCUUAUUGACUUAGUCCCACUUGGGGAAAAAUUUGACAAUACUACAGCCUUUUUGACUUACCAAAGGUUUUGGCAUAAAAAAGUUUCUAUCAAUGCUUACUAUUUUGGGAACUAUGAAGUGUUAUACGUUCGAUAUCCAGGUUUGCCUCGAUCGCCCCCUCCUGGAGUUUCAGGGCUAGAUAAUGAGCCUCAUUUGACUAAUACUAACAAUGCGAGGACAGUAAAACCAGUCGGUGUCGAUGUGCACAACAGACAGCCAAAAGAUAGAAUUAGUGAUGGUAUGAUUGCUAUCAUCACCCUAUCAACUACUGUUGCAGUGGGCUCAUGUCUUGUUACUGCUUGGAUUUUGAUCUUUACACACAAUGAUGCAAAACCAAAUCCACAUGUUUCGUUAUCCGCCCUCAAUAAGCCAUCAGGUGCUGGUGGAUCAGUUAUGGCAACCAUGCCUAGUUCUUCCUCUUUAUCCUUUGGAUAUAGCAUUGCUUCAUAUUCAGGAUCAGCCAAGAUCUUCAGUGCCUCUGACAUAGAGAGAACCACAAAUAAUUUUGAUCCUUCAAGAAUACUGGGGGAGGGUGGGUUUGGACGUGUUUACAGUGGCACGCUCGAAGAUGGUAUCGAAGUAGCAAUCAAAGUUCUCAAGAGAGAUGAUCAUCAGGGCGGUCGAGAAUUCUUGGCUGAAGUUGAAAUGCUUAGCCGCCUCCACCACAGAAAUUUGGUCAAGUUGAUUGGAAUAUGUACUGAGGAGCAUAACUGUUCCUUGGUGUAUGAACUUGUUCCAAAUGGCAGUGUUGAAUCUCAUUUACAUGGUAUAGAUAAGGAAACUGGCCUACUUGAUUGGGGUGCCAGGAUGAAGAUAGCGCUGGGCGCUGCUCGGGGUUUAUCCUAUCUACAUGAGGAUUCGAGUCCUAGAGUCAUACAUCGAGAUUUCAAAUCGAGUAAUAUCUUACUAGAACAUGAUUUUACACCAAAAGUUUCCGACUUCGGGUUGGCUCGAACUGCAACAGAUGAGGAAAGCAGACACAUAACUACACAUGUCAUGGGAACUUUCGGGUAUGUGGCUCCAGAGUAUGCGAUGACUGGCCAUCUACUUGUGAAGAGUGAUGUUUAUAGUUACGGAGUUGUUCUACUUGAACUAUUAACAGGUAGGAAACCAAUUGAUAUGUCUCAACCACCCGGUGAAGAAAAUCUUGUUGCUUGGGCUCGUCCACUCCUCACCAGCAAAGAAGGUCUAGAUGUUAUAAUUGAUAAAUCACUAGAUUCCAAUGUUCCUUUUGAAAACAUUGCCAAAGUUGCAGCCAUUGCUUCAAUGUGUGUGCAACCAGAGGUGUCACACCGACCUUUCAUGAGUGAGGUCGUUCAAGCAUUGAAACUAGUUUGCAACCAAUGUGAUGAGGUUCGAGAAACAAGCUCACAAACUAAUUCGAGCUCAAAGAACUCAUCUGUGGAUAUGAAUGAUGAAGCUUCGAGUUCAAAACUCGUGCUAGACUCUUUUCAUAGCGAAUAUUUAGUACCUAACGCAAUUUCAGGUCUUGAUGGUAUCGAUACACGUCUCUCGAUUUCAGACUUGUUAAAUACUUCCAUUGAUAUGGGAAUGCAAGAAUCAAGAUCACUCAGAAGAUGCUUCAGUUCCGCUCCUCUUAGAAUCGAGAAAAGCAAAAGAAACUUUUGGCAAAGAAUGAGAAGUAGCAUGAGUGAACAUGGAAUGCUUAGAUUAUCUCAUACUCUCUAAACAUGAACACAUACUAAUUAGGACUAACUGGCUUCCUG
Cucurbita pepo subsp. pepo (vegetable marrow) is the source of this 2583-nucleotide messenger RNA. Its product is annotated as receptor-like serine/threonine-protein kinase ALE2. Gene Ontology annotation, biological process: protein phosphorylation. The record is from RefSeq and is a predicted model, not a curated record. NCBI's taxonomy places the organism in Eukaryota, Viridiplantae, Streptophyta, Magnoliopsida, Cucurbitales, Cucurbitaceae. Gene Ontology annotation, molecular function: protein kinase activity; ATP binding.